UUCUGGACAGAUAGCUGCAGGGACUCACCACGGUGCAGGAGAUGCUGGACCAGCUGAACAAAGACGGGCUCCUUUCAUCAGUGAAACAGAACAGACCUGCUGGGUCAUGGGGGGUGAAGUUCAAGAAGAAGAUGAAGAUAGUGCCUCCCCGCCUGGGCCUGUUCAGACCCGUGGUCGGCCAGUGUUGUAAUCAGUGCACCCCAGACAGUCUGCGCAAGAACACUGAAAAUAAAAGUUCUUCCUUUGGUUUCCACAACAUCCUGAGCAUCAACGAGAAGCACACCAGGUAUCGAGGCUGGCUGGUUCGGAGGGUGUGCUGCGCGCUGUUUGUGAGUGGACGUAAGGUUUACCCAAGUCCUGUUGGCAGCAGGAUGCAGAGAGUGUGUCAGAGCAACAGGGUGAAGGAGGCUCUGGCAGCUCGACAGAAACAGCCGGAGGGGGGAGACGGCCCAGGGCGGCAGCCUCUCCUCACACCGUUCCUCCCCCUCAUUAACACCUGCAUCUCCCCAGGCUUUACACGAUUUGUGGGCUGGUUGAUGCUGAAGAUGUUUGCCUCCGUAUUUGGGAGCAUUUACGUCAACCUCAACCAUCUGCCAGCUUUGCACAGAGCCUCACAAAAGGGAUCUGUGCUGGUCUAUGUGUAUGUGCGUCAGAGUGUGGUGGACUGCGCACUCAUCCCGUUAGUCCUCUUCUGUCACAACCUGAGAGUCCCAUACACAGCGUGUCCUCUAAAGGUCACCAGCUCUGUCCUAAGAUCAGUCCUGCAGAAAGUAGGUGUGAUGCUGCUUCCGCAUGCACAAACGGAGCAGGAUGCUGAGACGGAUGGCCUCUACUCUGCUGUCACCUCCUCUCUGGUACGUGAGCUGCUCCAUGAGGGCCAGGCCCUGAGUGUUGGUGUGUCAGCGGAGUCUGGCCGUGGCGGUCUGUGGCUGGAUCACAUCACACAGCUCAUCAAAGAGCGAUCUGUCCCUGAUGUCUGCCUGGUCCCUGUGGGCAUCUCCUACUGCUGUGUGCCCAAGGCCAACGCACAGGUUGGCCUGUGCUCGCUUGUGCAGUGGAUGUGGUCGGCCCUGUGGAAACCAGGAGGAAGUGUGAAGAUGGACCUGGGCCAGCCCUUUUCUCUCAAGGAGAUGUGUGACUCAGGCAGGUGCAGUAUAGAUGACUGGCUCCCUCUUCAGGACCUGUUGCUUCCUGUAAUCCUCAGCAACAGGAGUGACAGUGUUCGUGGGCGGAGGAGCGUGUCAUGGCUCCUGCCUUCUCCUGCAUGUGAACCCACAGAGCCAGCUCAUCCCCAGGCAGACCUGAGCAUCGCCCUCAUCCUCCACCUCCUCUACUCUGCAACCUCCUUUAUGUCAGUGAUGUCCACCAGUCUGAUGGCAACUCUGCUGCUGCACCGGCACAGAAAGGGUGUCAGUCUCUCCGUCUUGUGUCGUGAUGUGGCCUGGCUCACAGAGGAACUGCUGCUCAGGAAGAAGGAUGUGGGCUUUGGGGGCACUUUAGCCCAGGUCGUCCACUACUCCCUCACUCUGCUCACGCCUCACCUCAUCAUCGCUGCGUCGCCGUCCAGGAAAGACAUUUUCAUCGUUCCUCGGCCUCGCCUCACCGCCAUGUUUCACCUCAGUCUCCAGGCCCAAAUUGUCACCCGUGCCUUCAUACUGGAAUCUGUCGGUGCGUGUGCGGUGUCAGCCAUGUUGAGCCAGAUCGCCAACAGCGGUGUCAGCGGCAGGGUGAGGAGUGACGGCGUGGAAGGAGACGGGGUCAAAGGUGACCUGGAGUUUGAUGUGGCGCUGUGCCGGUCGGAGCUGACGGAGCACGCUCUGCGGCUGCUCCACCUCCUGCCUCCAGGCUUCACUCCGCCCUGUCAGUCAUCCUACAGUUUAGCUCUAGAUGCUGUCGACAGUCUGGUGUGCUGUGGCAUCCUGAUCAUGGAAGAAAUCCCCAGGGCUGUUCCUGUCUGUGAUUUCUGGAAGAGUGAGGGGGCUUUGACCUGGACCGCCAGCGAUGACCCUUAUCACAGCGACUCCGACUGUGAAGAAGAAGACUCACGCUCCUACAAGAUAACCCAACCGAGUCAGUGUCCAGACAUGCUCUUCUUCCUCUGCAAUAUGCUGGCUGGACCUCUGAGGGCUCUGAGCUGGACCACAUCAGGAUUAGAACAUGUGCACACAGCUCUGCCAGAAGCAGAGUUUAUUGCUCAGAUACACUCCCAUCUGUGUGACAUGGCAGAGAGGAAGAAAGAGCACUAUGAGAGCUGCUCAGAGGAGGCUGCGUACACUGCAGUUAGAACACUAAUAGACCUGGGGGUGCUGGUGGAGGAGCGCAACGCAGAAGGAGGCGGUGGCGUGUGCCUGAGAGUCAGCCCUUUGUUCCAUGUGUCUGAAAACAGGCAGAAGCUGCAGCGCUUCAUCCUGCAGUACCUCUACAGUUAAAGUGUUGAACGCAGCCGCAGGACCAGAGGCCUCCACGCCGCUUUGGUUCGGUUACAGUUUGACCUUGUGUCUGUUGGUGUCAGAGAAACCUGAUUUCACACCGUCAGAAAAAAAGCUGCACGCUGAGUCAGGAAGACGGUGCCUUUAGGUUAAUUGCAUUUUGAUUUUUCAGUGAUGAGACAUUGAUUUUAAGUUUAUCUGUCAUAAUAGCAUUAGCAUAAAGCCACAGGAGACGGGAUUAUGAAGUCCCUGUAAUCAGUAGUGAGCUCUCACUGUAGGACGACGCCCGUCAGUUCGAUGUUUUUCAGCACAUUCUAAUGAAGCUUGUUGGUGUUUUGUUUAGAAUGGAAAAAUGUUCAUCUGUUGUGUAGUUUUUUCACCAGUUCAU
This is a messenger RNA of Sphaeramia orbicularis (orbiculate cardinalfish), 2817 nucleotides long. It is a transcript of the gene gpat2, whose product is annotated as glycerol-3-phosphate acyltransferase 2, mitochondrial. Gene Ontology annotation, molecular function: glycerol-3-phosphate O-acyltransferase activity. Lineage: Eukaryota; Metazoa; Chordata; Actinopteri; Kurtiformes; Apogonidae. Gene Ontology annotation, biological process: phospholipid biosynthetic process; triglyceride biosynthetic process; piRNA processing. The coding region runs from base 42 to 2429 and encodes 795 amino acids. The transcript is spliced from 22 exons. Gene Ontology annotation, cellular component: mitochondrial membrane. The record is from RefSeq and is a predicted model, not a curated record.